ACAACACGGGCAUCCAGGCUCCAAGUCAAAUUUGUGCACUAGCCAUUUUGAUUCAAGCCGCUCUGGCUGAGGCCAUUGUCUACGCAGUUGCAUUCAGCAGAUUGCAAUACCAACACUUGCGAAUCCGUAAAUCUGACUUGCGCGAUGGUGCGCAGUCUGAUUCAAUGUUGGGUGUCUGUGCACAUGCUUUUUGCAGAUCAUGCGAGCGCUGUGCACCAUGGAGGUCGCAUGGCUUCCCGAACGGCAUUGCGCGGCAAGCACGCCUCAAGGACAAUCGUGUCGAAUACCACGGACGGCAAAGUUUACUGGCGCUCUACGGUUUGCGUGAAUGGCCAGUGCAACACGACAGAGUCAACGAUGGCCCCUGAACAGCUCAGGGAGACGCCCAGCUUGGACGGGAAUCUUGGCCGUUUUGACCACGUGUUUGACAGGGACCGCGAUUUCACCCGUAUGGGUGACAUAUUUGACAAACCUUUUGUUGCCGUGGACGAUUUCUUUGGUACCCCGUUUAACAGUUUUUUCGGCAGUAGUUCAUCUCGUUUGGACGACAUCGUCGGGCAUGAUUCCAGCACGAUGUUUGAUGGCGUGGCGAUUCCUCUGUUGACGGGCAAUUUAUCGAAGGACGGGACCGGAGCGGGCAUGACCAAUUCAACCUCGACUUCUUCUAGCUUCGAGCAGACCCUCGGAGAGGACGGCCAGGUUCAUUACACGAUGACGACUUGCAGAAAUGGUGAGUGCAAGACCGUGAGAGGUGAAGGGCAGCCCGACGAGCAGGCUGUCAAGAAGUUGUGGGAGAAGUCAUGAGAUGCAAGAUUGUGCCAGGUAUGCCAUGUUCAUACGCAAAGACCGUCAUAGACCAUAGUAACGCUCAUUUGCAGAGUCGGCAAAAUAAAGUCUUUCACACUACUAGGGCGUCUCAAGUCUGCGUCACCC
Prorocentrum cordatum is the source of this 933-nucleotide messenger RNA. Lineage: Eukaryota; Dinophyceae; Prorocentrales; Prorocentraceae. The record is from the annotation of a GenBank genome assembly.